Messenger RNA from Penicillium angulare, 798 nucleotides. Its product is annotated as Glutathione S-transferase-like protein ustS. Lineage: Eukaryota; Fungi; Ascomycota; Eurotiomycetes; Eurotiales; Aspergillaceae. The record is from RefSeq and is a predicted model, not a curated record. The transcript has 2 exons. Bases 1 to 798 code for a protein of 265 amino acids.
AUGGCGGAAUCUGAUCUUGUCCACUUCUUCGAUCUCGACUCGGUUAUCCCAAGUCCGUUCAGAUCGAGGUCUCCGAAUACGCUCAAGACGCGAAUAGUCCUCAACUUCAAAUCAAUAAGCUAUACGCAGAGCUGGAUAUCGUAUCCUGAUGUGGCACCCAUGCUAAAAGAUCUCGGUGUAAAACCAAACCAGAGCGGAAAGUCCUAUACUCUGCCUGCUAUCUGCCAUAAAUCGAUCACAUCUAAUCCAAAUGGUAUUAUGAUGGAUUCUCUAUCAAUUGCUAAGCAUCUUGACAAGCUUUACCCGUCACCACCUCUAUUCCCUUCGGGUAUUUCUACUCUAGCACUCCUCGAGGCAGUAGAUAAGAUUAUAGGUGGUAUGGCCCCGGCCCUACGACAAUUACUACCUCCUAAAGUACCGGAUAAACUAGAUCAACGCGGGAAAGAAUAUUUUAUACGCACAAGAACUCAAGCCUUCGGGAAACCUUUAUCGGAUUUACUUCCAACAGACGAGAAAACACUCCAAGACCUAUGGUGCUUGAUUGAAAGCCAAAUGAAUAUGAUAAUUCUUAUGUUGAAAAACCGACCGGGAAGCACAGGUUCAUUCUUUGAGGGUAAUACUCCUAGUUAUGCGGAUCUUUUUCUUGUGUCAAACCUGGCAGCUUUCCACAAUGAUGAUCAUGACUUGUGGAAACGUAUAAUGGCGCUUGGAGAUGGCGAGCUGAGGGUCCUUUGGGAUGCCUGCCUACCAUGGAUCACCAAGCAGGGUGAAGAAAAGGAGUGGAUUUUACAUCCCUAG